CCCUGCUGCUGCUGCUGCUGCCACUUCUUGCAUUCUUGUUGCAGCUUAAGCUAAGCUAGCUAGCUACUUCGCCAAAGCUGCUUCAGGCUGCAGCAGCGGCUGGCUCAUACCUGAGCUGAGAGUGAAACAGGGAGAGCGAGAGGGGCAAUGGAAUACGAGAGGAUACACAAAGUUCAGAUGGGAGUCAUGUCUCCAACCAAGCUGAGGAUGAAGCUGCUAGGGUCCCAUGGCAGCAGCCCCCAGAAGAUCGACGAGGCGAAGAAGUCGCCGGCGAGGCUCGACGCCGACGAUGACGGCGACGACCACCCCAAGAACAGCCUAUUGGCCCAAGAACUCGAUGAAGAGUAUCCCAAGGACCGGUCGGAUUCUUCCCGGUCGCGCUCCGACGCGAGCCAUGGCAGGGCCGGUCAUGGCGGCGGCGGCAAUGGCUACGACAGCGGGCACGAUGCUGGCGGCGGCGGAGGUUUCGAGUUCUACAGGGAGGAGAGGCCGCCGGCGGCGGUGGUCGGGGGAACGUUCUUCAGGCAGGUGCCGUCCAAGUGGAACGACGCCGAGAAGUGGCUCGCCGGUAGGCACGUCGUGCACUCGAACCCCAUCUUCUCCAAGAAGGCCGCCGCCGCCGCCGCCGCCGUCGCUGUCUCCGGCCGUGUCGCGCCGGAGUCGGACGCGAAGAGGAGCGGUAGCGCGCUGACCGAGCUGACGUCAUCGCCGCCGUCCUCGUCGUCGUCGGUGAGCAAGCAGCCUCGCCACAAGAGGCUCCGCGUCUCAGCGCUGGCGCCGGUGUCGAUGCGGGACGUGGGGACGGAGAUGACACCGAUGGCGAGCAAGGAGCAGUCGCGGAGCGGCACGCCGGCCGGCGCCGCCACGCCGUCGCUGAGCCCGCUCUGCUCGGUUCCGUCGAGCCCGAGGGGGUGCGGCAGCGGCAGCGGCAGCGCCACCGCCGCCUCGUCGUCGUCGUCGUCGGAGCGGGAGCUGCAGAUCAGGACGCGCCGCGAGAUCGCCGCCCUCGGGAUGCAGCUGGGCAAGAUGAACAUCGCGUCGUGGGCCAGCAAGCAGGAGGAGCUCGUCGCCCGUGCCUCGCCGGAGAAGCGACCCCACCCCGGCGACGACGGGGACGGCGACGGCGACGCCAAGAGGCACGAGUUCGAGGCGCGCGCCGUGGCGUGGCAGGAGACGCAGAAGUGCAAGCUCGCAUUGAGGUAUCAGAGGAAGGAGGUGAAGAUUCAGGAAUGGGAGAGCUGCCAGAAGGCCAAAUUCGAAGCCAAGAUGAGGCAUGCAGAGGUGCAGGCAGAGCAGAUGAAGGCGAGGGCGAAGCAGAAGCUGAGCAGGAGGCUGUCGGCGUUGAGCCACAAGGCGGAGGGGAAGCAGGCGAGGGCGGAGGCUCGCCGGAGCCGGCAGGCGGCGCGGCUGGCCCGGCAGGUGGACCGCAUCCGCGACACCGGCGUCGCGCCGCCGUCGUCGCGGCUCCGCCGCUGCUGCAGCUGGCUGUUCCUCUGAACAUCGGAAACCCAAAAGGAAGAGAGAAGAAAAAUUCUCAAGAGGAUCAUCACCAUGAAUUCAUGAUCAUCAUGUUGUCACUCAAAAUGCUGAGAGCUUUCUGUAUAUGAAACUAGCUGCAAUGGUUUGUUGUUGGGAGCAAUGUGCUGUAGAGAUUGCAGCAGCAGCUGCUGCUGCUGCUGCUUGACUUGAUCUGAAUUUCGUUGUUGAUAAUGCUGUGAGCUGCUAGGCUUUGAUGAACAUUUUCAAGAGAAAAAGAGAGAUCAUUAGUCAGUUGCACUUGUUGUAUAAAAACAAGCUCCAGCUCUGUGCUUUUGUGUUCUUUUUCAGCCAUGAAAUGAAGCUUGGUUAGCACAACAGAAAAACAAAAUUAUGAAAUCAUGAUAAAA
This is a messenger RNA of Oryza brachyantha (malo sina), 1886 nucleotides long. RefSeq lists its product as uncharacterized. The record is from RefSeq and is a predicted model, not a curated record. Lineage: Eukaryota; Viridiplantae; Streptophyta; Magnoliopsida; Poales; Poaceae. Bases 148 to 1497 code for a protein of 449 amino acids. The transcript has 6 exons.